This is a messenger RNA of Telopea speciosissima, 591 nucleotides long. RefSeq names its product salutaridine reductase-like. The transcript is spliced from 2 exons. Gene Ontology annotation, cellular component: membrane. The record is from RefSeq and is a predicted model, not a curated record. The coding region runs from base 20 to 580 and encodes 186 amino acids. Lineage: Eukaryota; Viridiplantae; Streptophyta; Magnoliopsida; Proteales; Proteaceae.
UGACUGGUUGGUUGAAAAGAUGGAUGAAAAUGACAAGAAGUUGAUGGAAAAUGUGAAGCAAACUUAUGAGAAGGCAGAAAAUUGCUUGAAGACGAAUUACUAUGGAACCAGAAUGGUCACAGAAGCACUACUUCCCCUCCUUCAACUGUCCAAUUCAGCUACAAUAGUUAAUGUCUCUUCUAUUCUAGGACAGCUCAAGUUCAUAACCAACGAGAUGGUUAAAGCAGAAUUGGAUAACAUUGACUAUCUAACAGAAGAAAGGUUGGAUGAGUUAGUGCAAUUGUUUCUCAAGGAUUUCAAGGAAGAUAUGUUGAAGGCUAAUGGUUGGCCAUUAACUGCAUCUGCCUAUAAAGUCUCCAAAUCUGCCAUUAAUGCUUAUACGAGGAUUCUAGCCCGGAAGUUUCCACUUAAUUUGCACAUAAACUGUGUUCAUCCAGGCAAAGUCAAAACGGACAUAACGUGUAACACAGGGAUAUUGACAGCCGAAGAAGGUGCUAAAGCACCUGUAAAGUUGGCUUUGUUAGCUGAGGAUGGCCCUUUUGGGCUCUUUUAUGAUCGGAUGGAAGUUUCUACCUUCUAAUUCAAGACUCA